AUGGGUCCCCGCCGCCUGCCCGUCUGGCUGUGCGCCGUCGCGGCUCUGUUCUCAGGCGCGCUGGCCAGGGGCACCUCGCUGCUGGCGCGGCCCGCGGCGCCGGGGGCCUCCAACUACAACCUCUACACAGCGGGGUGGCGCCCGAGGCUGCGCCCGGGGCCGCACAAGGCCCUCUGUGCCUACGUGGUGCACAGGAACGUGACCUGCGUCCUACAGGCUGGAGCAGAGAGCUAUGUCAAGGCUGAGUACCGGCAGUGUGGGUGGGGCCCCAAGUGCCCUACGGCAGUCACGUACCGCACGGUGCUCAGACCCAAAUACAAGGUUGGCUACAAGACAGUGACAGACCUCGCCUGGCGUUGCUGCCCUGGCAUCACAGGAGAAGCCUGCCCUGAGCACCUCACAGACCACGGAGCCACCCCAGCCCAGCCAGAGCCUGAGCCCCAGAUACCCUCGGGGCAGCUCAGCGUGGGCCCCAGGCCCCCUCCUUACAGCAGAGUGACCCCCAGCUCCCACGGAAGGAAAGGGCUGGGGCUGUUUGGCGAGCGGCUGGAACGCCUUGAAAGUGAUGUCAAGCAUCUGACACAAGCAUAUGGUCCCCUCAGUGGCCUAGUGGCCAGCGAGAACGUCAACAGGAUGACAGGUGGCCCCAGGGCUCCUGCCUCCCCUGUGGGCUUUGGGGUCAUCCCUGAGGGGUUUGUGGGCCCGGGAGACAGAACCAGAGGACCGCUCACCCCUCCCCUGGACGAGGUCCUGAGCAAGGUGACAGAGGUGAGCAACAUGCUGCGGACCAAGAUGCAGCUGCUGGACGAGGUUCACGGGCUGGCCCUGGGCCACGAGGCUCACCUGCAGCGCCUGCGGGAGGCCCCGCCGUCCCCGCUCACCUCGCUGGCCCUGCUGGAGGAGUACGUGGACCGCCGGCUGCACCGGCUCUGGGGCGGCCUGCUGGACGGCUUUGAGCAGAAGCUGCAAGGGGUCCAGAGCGAGUGUGACAUGCGGGUGCAGGAGGUGAGGCAGCAGUGUGAGGAGGGCCAGGCAGCUAGCCGGAGGCUGCACCAGAGCCUGGAUGGCCGGGAGCUGGCGCUGCGCCGGGAACUCUCUCAACUGGGCACCCGCCUUCAGGGCCUCAGUGUGGCUGGCGGGGGCAGCUGCUGUGGCCAGCUGGCCCUUAUCAGUGCCCGAGUGGACAGCCUGGAGCGAAACCUACACAUGGUCACUGAGGGCCAAAGGAGUCCCAAAGCCCCCUCUGGGGGUGAGCUCACGCGGCUCUCUGCUGCCAUGCUCGAGGGCCUGGACACUCUCAAUGGGACAGAGAGUGGGGCACGGGGCUGCUGUCUGGGGGCAGAGGAGGGAGGAUGGGGUGUGGGAGGCUUUGGGGCCCUGUUGGAAGAGCGAGUGCAGAGCCUGGAGGAGCGGCUGGUGACACUGGCCGGGGAGCUGAGCCAGGACAGUGCCCUGCCGGGCAGGUCCACGCAGCCUCUCGUGCAGACGGAACUGGCCGUGCUGGAACAGCGGCUGGUUUCGCUGGAGACCUCAUGCGCCCCCAGCUCCAGCUCAGCCAUCCUGGACAGCCUCGUGACGGAGGUGAAGGCCUGGCAGAGCCGCAGCGAGGCCCUCCUGCGCCAGGUGGCCAGCCACGCGGCCCUGCUCCGGGAGCUCAAUGGCACCGUGGCUGAGGUCCAGGGGCAGCUGGCCGAAGCCUCAGGCAGCUCGAUCCAAGGCGAGAUCACCCUGCUCAAGGUGAACCUGAACUCAGUGAGCAAGUCGCUCACGGGCCUCAGUGACUCCAUCAGCCAGUACUCCGACGCCUUCUCGGCUGCCAACAUGUCCCUGGACGAGCGAGAGCGCAGGGUGGAGGCCGAGGUCCACGCCAUCCAGGAGCAGGUCAGCAGCCAGGGCUCGCGGCUUCGGGCUGGCCACAGGCAGGUCCUGAGCCUGCAGGGAGAGCUGGAGCGACUCAAGGCUGGUGUGGCCACUGUGGCCAGCGGGCUCAGCCGCUGCCAGGACACAGCCCAGGAACUCCAGUAUGCAGUGGACCACUUCGACCAGAGGGUGGCCCAGGUGGAGGGUGCUUGCGGGGGACUGGGCCUGCUGGCCGCGAGUCUGGACAACUCGUCCACUGAGCCGCUGAAGCCCAGGGAAGGCCUGUGGGGCCAUGUGGACCAGCUGAACCGUACGCUGGCCCAGCACACACAGGACAUCGCCCGCCUCCAGAGCGACCUGUUGGACUGCCAGGCCCAGCUGGCCGAGAGGGCGAGGCAAGGGCGAGCCAACUAG
Elephantulus edwardii (Cape elephant shrew) is the source of this 2274-nucleotide messenger RNA. It is a transcript of the gene EMILIN3, whose product is annotated as elastin microfibril interfacer 3. The record is from RefSeq and is a predicted model, not a curated record. Gene Ontology annotation, cellular component: extracellular matrix. The transcript is spliced from 4 exons. Lineage: Eukaryota; Metazoa; Chordata; Mammalia; Macroscelidea; Macroscelididae. The coding region runs from base 1 to 2274 and encodes 757 amino acids. Gene Ontology annotation, molecular function: protein binding.